Molecule: messenger RNA, 348 nt
Organism: Torulaspora globosa
Lineage: Eukaryota; Fungi; Ascomycota; Saccharomycetes; Saccharomycetales; Saccharomycetaceae
Gene: RPR2
Product: ribonuclease P protein subunit RPR2
Exons: 1
Coding region: 1-348 (115 amino acids)
Biological process (GO): tRNA processing
Cellular component (GO): nucleolar ribonuclease P complex
Source: RefSeq, a predicted model, not a curated record
AUGGCUAGCAACGACCACUUCCGCCGGCUCAACUACCUGUACCAGCUGUCUGCGUGGCACACGCUGGCGCUCGCGCGCCACGACGGCGAGCAGGCGCUCGCCCGGGCGCACGCCCGCACGCUCGACCUGGUCGCGAAACGCACCCGCGCCAAGCUGCUGCCGCAGCUCAAGCGGACGCUGUGCAAGCGCUGCCACCGGCUGCUGCUCCCGCAGCGCACCGUCGAGUGCCGGCUCGACGCCAGCGACUCGCUCGUGCUGCGCUGCCGCUGCGGCAGCGCCAAGCGGUUCGCGGUCGGCCUCGACCGCGACCACAAGACCUUCUACGAGAAACCGGGCAACCUCCGCUGA